AUGGCGCCAGCAGGUGUAGUGAAAUCGACGGGAGGGGAAAUGAUAACCCGAGGGAAGUUUAAUUUCAUGUCCCAAUUAUUGCCUAGAUGGAUAAGAAAGUACGGUAUAGGAAGUGUGGACAAUAUUGGGGAUCAUGUGUGGAAAGAUAUAGAAGGUAUGUUCGAAGAAUUAAUUAGGAGGUUGAAUGAUGAUUCUACAGAGGAAAAAACUCUGUGCGUAGACAUCGAUAAGGAGGAUACUACAAAUACGACAAUUAAGAAAGAAUUAUGUAAAGCUCUAAUAAGAAUUAUUUAUUUUGUAAGUGGAAUUAAGGCAGGUAGUGGAAUAGAGAAGGGCUGGAAAGGGGGGAAGGAUAAAGGAGCAGAUGCUUAUCUCAGGUGUGUGGUCGGGAAGGUAACUACGGUAAAAUUAUUCGAGGACCAUUGUAGAAUAAACGAGGUGUCUAAAUACGUGAAACAGAAAGUUGAAGAGAAACUGAAAGAAUAUGGAGUUCAGGGGAGAUAUGAAAAGUGUAAGUUAGUAGAGUCCGAAGGAAUCAAUGUGGGGAAAAAAUUUGUUGGGGAGCAAAUAGAUAAGUGGGCAGAAGUAAUUAAAAGUAGUACAGGGAAGAUACCAACAAUAGUGGAGUAUAAUAAUUGUGUAAAUGAUAAUGAUGUGCGGAAAGGGAAAGGGGCAGAAAAGAAUAGAAAAAGGGAGCAUUUUUUAGAACUUUUAGGAAUAAAGGAGGAAGAAUUAACAAAAUUGGCGGACACAACUGGAAGUUUGUCAAAGGACCAAAUGAACACAGUACUACAGACACUAAAGGACAAACUAAAAAAAAAGAAAACCCCUUACCAAUGUUCCAAAAAAAAAGACAAUGGCGGAUUUUUGGAAGAUGAGGAACUAAAUAUUAGUGAUUGGUUUACAGCGUUUUCGAAUAAUGUAACAGAAGAAGACGAAGCUCAGUAUAAUGAGCUGCAAGGUCUAUUAGCUCUGUGCCAGCAUGAUGAAGAUGAUGAGGAAAUUAAGAAAUUAAACCUGAACAAAUAUGGCAAAUUCUGUGAAAUUAUGGUAAGGAAUAUAUUAUUAGUUACAGACGUCGGUAAGGAGUAUAAGAGCAAACAACAGAGUCCGUCACCAUGCAAUAAAAGCGUAAAGGGAAUUUCUGUAUGUGAUUUAUUGAAUGUUUGGGCAUAUUAUAUGGAGUGGUUUUGUGCUCCGAGAAGUGUAAUGGAACAUGCCUUUAAGCGGGUAAAAGAAGUAAGGGGGGAAAUGCCUGGAGAUGAGAACUAUGCGGAAUGUGCUCUUGAUGAUGUACCUAACAUUCCUUACGGAGACGGAAAUAAUAUUCUACCUGAAGUAUACUACUUCUUUCUCACAAAUAUGUUGUAUUAUAAGAUGGCAGAAGCAACUAAAGAAGAAUGGUGUGCAGAUAAGGAUCAACGGUCAUACACGAAAAAUGUGUCAGAGUUCGUGUCACCUGAACGGGCUGAUCCAGUCGUCGCCGAUGAUGGCAAACUGAACAAAUUGAAGAGCCUUGUUGAGAUGGUUGCUGAAGGAAUGGAACAAGAAAAAAAGGAAGAGGAAGAAGUGUUAAAAGACUUACAACGAACUGUUCAGGACGCCACAGCGGAACAACCACCGCUUCCCUCCUCUGAGGAAGGUGACCCAGGGAAGGAGACAUCCAACCACAAAGAUGAACAGGUCGAUCAGGAUCUAAAGACACCGAAAAUCGUUAUACCUCCCAAAACAAAACCAGGCGAAGACUGUAAUGGUAAAACCUCCUGUGAAUUUGUGAAGUGUGUAGCAGAAGAAUGGAGAAGUAUUAGAAACAAUCAAGAGUGGCCUAAAUUAUGGGAGGACACGACAAAUAUGAUCCAAUCACUCACAAAUGCCAUAUCUGGGAAGGAUACAUCUGAUGUGAGCCAAUAUUGUACGGACAAUAAAGAGGAAAGUAAAUCACUAAAUGCAGAAGAAAAAGCAGCAUGCGAGUCCAUUGCUAGGGGGUUACAAUAUAUAUAUAGUAUAAAACUAGAAGAGAAGCAAGGGAACCGUGUUGAGCACCAACGAUUUAAGCAAACUAUGUCUUGUGUUAUAUUGAAUGCGUUGAUAAAAAAAUUAAAAGACGAGAAAAAAGAAUCUUGCUCCGUAGACAAAGGCAUAAGUAAGGCUUUUGAAUCUACGAAUGAAAUUAAAAAAAAUAAAUGCAAAGAAGGACCAUGUGUUCCUUGCACUCAAGAAUACGAUCAAAAUUGCAAUGUCGCCGAAGGAACAGUACGCGAAAAACUGGAAGGAAUAUUCAAUGAGAGGAAUGACCAAAUACAACAAGUUCUAAAUGCUAUAUGUCCAGACCCACCUCCCCUACCACAAUCUACUCUUCGAUCUGAAGAGGACCAAGAAUUACCAUCCAUACCACCUCUUCUACCCACAGAAUCAGAAGGACGACCUGCAGGAGGCAGGGAAAAAGCAAGUGAAGCAGUUUUAGAAUCAUCCAAGGCUGCCGCACUCAGGAACCCCAUAGACCCUUCCGACCUUACUCCAUACCUUCCUUUGCCUCCCGUGUUCCUUGCUAUUUCUGCUAUGACCUACCUGCUCUGGAAGUACUUUGGAAUGCUUAGUAAAAGAAGAAAACGUUACAGAAGAGCUCAUCAAGUACGUGGUCCCUCCUUAGAACAACAGAUUGUUGACCAUGUGGAUCAACCUGGUCCACGUGAAUAUACCAUAGUAAAGGAACGCAAACCAAGAUCUGUUCCAAAAGGAAAAACGAAGAGUCAAAAAAAACAGGACCUGUGUCGCCGUGUUGAUCCUCGUGCUGGUGUACGUCGCCGCAUGAUUAUUGAUAUCCAUUUAGAAGUCUUAGACGAAUGUCAAAAGGAAGAUCUGCAUUCGACGAAGGAGGACUUUUUUGAAAUUUUGGUUCAAGAAUUCAUGGGAUCCAAGUAUAUGGAAGAAGGAAAUGUUCCUAAGGAACAGGUUCCAAGUUUAGAUUCCGGGUUGAGGGUUGAUGUUCCUAAGGAACAGGUUCCAUGUUCAGAUUCCGGGUUUUAG
Molecule: messenger RNA, 3027 nt
Organism: Plasmodium coatneyi
Lineage: Eukaryota; Apicomplexa; Aconoidasida; Haemosporida; Plasmodiidae
Product: SICA antigen
Exons: 5
Coding region: 1-3027 (1008 amino acids)
Source: RefSeq, a predicted model, not a curated record